UUCUCUCCCAACACACACAAGCAAACCCCAGUUCGUAACUAGUCCCCACUCCCCAUGAUUCAAAGACUAAUUUGAGACCUAAUUUUGAAGGUCCGUGCGCAUUAAUGGAGUUUCCCUUGCUUUCGAAGCUUCUUGCGAACAUUUUUUAGGGCAUGCCUGCUUAAAACCACAAUUAAAAUGAAUGGCUAUAAUCCAGUAGAGCAAACUGUGAACGAAAUUCUUCGUGCAAUCAAUCCCUCGAAAGAAGAUUGGACGAUUAGAUUUCAUAUUAUAAAUGAGGUCCGAGCUGUUAUUGAAUCCAUAGAAAGUUUGAGAGGUGCAACUGUAGAACCAUAUGGAUCUUUUGUUUCCAACCUCUUUACAAAAUGGGGAGAUAUAGAUAUAUCCAUUGAGUUGCUAAAUGGUUUAUAUAUUUCUUCUCCUGGAAGGAAACACAAACAAAGCUUGCUAGCGGAUAUCAUAAAAGCUCUGAGAAAAAAAGGUGGAUAUCGCAGGCUAAAGUUUAUCUCCAAUGCAAGGGUACCUAUUGUGAAGUUUGAGGGGAGCUUUAACAUCUCAUGUGACCUUUCAGUCAACAACUUAAGUGGGCAAAUGAAGUCAAAAAUAUUAUUCUGGAUCACUGGGAUCGAUAGCCGCUUCCGUGAUCUGGUUCUACUGGUCAAGGAAUGGGCCAAAACUCAUCAUAUCAAUGAUUCGAAAUCUGGAACUUUGAAUUCGUAUUGUCUAAGUCUGCUUGUGCUUUUUCAUUUUCAGACUUUGGAACCUGCUAUAUUACCUCCUCUUGUAGAAAUAUAUCCAGGGAAUAUGGCUGACGACCUUACAGGUGUGCGAGCUGUUGCAGAAAAAAAUAUUGAAGAUACUUGUGCUGUAAACAUUAAAAAAAUUUGGGCAGAUAGGUCAAGAGCGAUCAACCGGAGCUCUUUGUCCGAGCUCUUCCUUUCCUUCCUUGCAAAGUUUUCUGAUAUUUGUUCAAGAGCUUCUACACAAGGUAUCAAUCCAUAUAUGGGGCAUGCGGAGGAUAUUAACAUCAACAUGAGAUGGCUGCCUAAAACCUAUGCAUUAUUUGUUGAAGAUCCCUUUGAGCAGCCAGCUAAUACAGCUAGGACAGUCAGCAGCGAUCAAUUAAUAAAGAUUGCAGAAGCAAUUCAGGUGACUCAUCAAAUGCUUCUCUCGCCAAAUCAAUAUCAAGCUUCUCUUUUUUCAGUUUUGGUGGGGCCGCAUCUAUCAUGGUUAGAAAGGAGAGCAUUUGUAUCAACUUCAACAACGCAGCAAUCUACAUCAACAACAUCUAUUAGCAGGAAUGCACCUUUUAACAGGAAUACUCCUAUUAGCAGGAAUGGCGUUAAGACACGACCAGAGAGAAAGCAGCCGCCUUUGCAGACACUGCAGAAGUCUCCUGACAAAGUAGUGGAUAAACCUCAAAAUGGGGAAAGCAAUGGAUCUAAUCAUGCAUCUACAAGUCAGAAACAGCAAGUUUGGAGGCCAAGAUCUGAGCCCAAAGCAGAAAAAAACAGUUCAGGUGACUGAGUCUAUAUUUUGCUUGCCAAGACCACUCUUUUUUGAGAGCACGGAUCGGACUUUGUCUCUGUUGGUGGGUGGAAAGCAAUAUCGCGUUAAAAGACUGAAUUUCAUGUCUGUCAUCUUUAAUGAAAAUCUAUGCCAGGCAUGUUCAUUUUUGUUUGUAUACCAUGCAAAAAUAAUUUGAAUGCGACACAUGCAAAGCUCAGUUCCAAUGGCUAGUGGAAAACUGAUGUUUUGUUAGUGCUGAAAGCAAUCUGGUGUGUCAAAACAAUUGUUGAGCAUGAACUUUUGCUACUUAAGCAUUUGAGAAGAUUUAUGAAACAAUUAAA
Salvia hispanica is the source of this 1850-nucleotide messenger RNA. RefSeq names its product protein HESO1-like. Lineage: Eukaryota; Viridiplantae; Streptophyta; Magnoliopsida; Lamiales; Lamiaceae. The record is from RefSeq and is a predicted model, not a curated record. Gene Ontology annotation, molecular function: RNA uridylyltransferase activity.